AUGACAGUAAGACCACGAAAAGCGAGUGUUCACCUGGAGACUUUAGCUGGAAAUGGCCCGAAAGACAAUAAUAUUAUGAAAAUAAUGGAUAAAGACGUUCAAGUGAAAUAUCUUGUAACGAAUUUAAAAUACCAAAACAAUAAGGAGCAGAC
Molecule: messenger RNA, 152 nt
Organism: Racocetra persica
Lineage: Eukaryota; Fungi; Glomeromycota; Glomeromycetes; Diversisporales; Gigasporaceae
Source: the annotation of a GenBank genome assembly